AAAAAGUAUUUCCUGGACUGGUCUGUCGGGGCGGAUCGUCGUGUCGGUGCAGGUUCCUCUCUGUGUCUGAAGAAAUGAGCUCUUUGCAGUUUAACGCCGUUUUACUCGACAUUUCUAACAGCCUGUCGGCCUCGGAGCUGGAACAAAUCAAGUAUUUGUGUAAGGAUGAUAUCGGGAAGAGAGACCUGGAGAAGAUCGACAGCGGGUUGAAACUGUUUCAGUUGCUGACUCAGAGAAACAAACUGGGAGCAGACAACACGGAGCAUGUCUGCGGGCUUCUCCGGACUAUUCAACGACCCGACCUCUCCGAGAAACUCCAAAACUUUGACUGUGAGCGUGAAAACAGCGAGAACCAGCCGCCUGAGCCGGAGAGAGAAAAACUGGGCAUUGCCACGGAGUUUAUCUCAGAGAGUCUGGGAAGAGGUUGGCGUAAACUGGGCCGCAAACUGGGACUGAAAGAAACAAAGUUGGAGUCCAUCUCCCUGAGGCAUCCCACAGACCUGGAGGAGACGACGGUGGAGAUGCUGAAGGAAUGGAGGAAGAGUCGUGGAGCCGAGGCCCGAACAGACGAUCUUAUAAAAGCUCUGAGAGCCUGCGGGUUGAACCUAACUGCCGAUAAAAUCGAGGAGAAACUCAAACUGACAUGUCAGUGAAGGAUGAUGUGAGCUGGGGUUUUAGUAAUUCAGCUACAACAGAGUUGUAUUCAGAUCUUUCAAAUAAUGCCAAAAAAAUGUUGUGGAUAAAUCAACUUCCUGAUUGUAGAGCUGCACAAGUAUGACAGUGAGAGCGAGUGUUGAAUGUACUGAUCUAAAAAAAUGUUUUGAUGUUUUUGUUUGAAGAUGAAAAAUAAGGGAAUGAACUUGAAUUCUGUUGAUUAAAAAUGAAAAAGAAACCAAAGAGCCUUUUUCAAGUGGAACAAGCAUUACAGACAUGUUUGUGAUAUUUUAUCAACACCUCACCUUUGACCUCUUUAAUAUUGAUUUGUAAAAUGGGCUUCUGGGUUCAUACUUUUUUAUUCAAGUCAUCAUUUGUUGCUUAAAUUAAUCUCAAAAAUGGGUGCAGUGAUUUCAAAAUUCACAAUAUAACUGAUUUUACAAGGCAAAAUGAAAUCGACUCACACUUUAGAU
Messenger RNA from Labrus bergylta (ballan wrasse), 1127 nucleotides. It is a transcript of the gene fadd, whose product is annotated as Fas (tnfrsf6)-associated via death domain. Gene Ontology annotation, molecular function: protein binding. The record is from RefSeq and is a predicted model, not a curated record. NCBI's taxonomy places the organism in Eukaryota, Metazoa, Chordata, Actinopteri, Labriformes, Labridae. Gene Ontology annotation, biological process: signal transduction; regulation of apoptotic process.